AUGUCUUUGGAGGACUCGUUCAUUUUAAACCCUGAGAACAUGAUUUUUAACGUAUCGCAAGUGUCCAGUAUCAACACAGAGGUCCAGACGCACUACAUUUGGCUGCCCGGUAUUGCUAUCGCCACCGUCUACGGAUUACUAAUAAUUAUUGGACUUAUUGGUAACGUCACGCUAAUGAGGACGUUUAUCACAGUCAAAUCCAUGCGGACUGUGCCCAACCUGUUCAUGUCCAGCCUCGCGCUCGGGGACCUGCUGCUUCUAGUAACGUGCGCUCCGGUGGACGCCAGCCGGUACCUCGCGGACAAAUGGCUCUUCGGCCGGGUGGGAUGCAAACUCAUCCCGUUCAUCCAACUCACCUCCGUCGGCGUCUCCGUUUUCACACUCACUGCGCUCUCUGCAGAUAGGUACAAGGCCAUUGUCAAACCCAUGGACAUCCAUACGUCCACAGCUAAGAUCUGCUUCCGAGCAGCAGCCAUAUGGCUCUUCUCCAUGACCCUAGCUGUUCCUGAGGUGGUCUUCUCCGACCUUCACACCUUCAACAUCGGCCAGACCAACGACACCUUUGUGACAUGCGCUCCCUACCCCCAUGCUGGGGAUCUGCACCCUAAGAUCCACUCCAUGGCCUUCUUUCUCAUCUUCUACAUCAUCCCCCUUCUCAUCAUUUCUGUGUACUACUGCUUCAUCGCACGCAGCCUGAUCCAGAGCGCCUCAGACAUGCCCGUGGAGGCACACUUACACAUCAAAAAACAGAUUGAGUCAAGGAAGCGUCUGGCUAAGACAGUCCUGGUUUUUGUGGGUUUGUUCGCUGUAUGCUGGCUCCCCAGUCAUGUGAUCUACCUGUACCGCUCCUACCACUACGGCCAGGUGGACACGUCCAUGGGACACUUCAUCGCCAGCGUGAGUGCCCGCAUCCUGGCCUUUACCAACUCCUGUGUCAACCCUUUUGCCCUCUACCUGCUCAGUAAUAGCUUCCAGAAGCAGUUCAACAAGCAGCUCCACUGCCGCCGUCGUCCACCAAUCAACUGUAAUGCUCAAAGCACUGGGCGGAGCAACACGCGACUGACCUCGGUCAAGAGCAACAAUCAGUCUCUGGCUAACUUCAGCCUCGUCAACGGGGCUCAUGUUAGUCAGGAAGGCUGUGUGUAG
Messenger RNA from Oncorhynchus nerka (sockeye salmon), 1146 nucleotides. Its product is annotated as gastrin-releasing peptide receptor. The record is from RefSeq and is a predicted model, not a curated record. Bases 1 to 1146 code for a protein of 381 amino acids. Lineage: Eukaryota; Metazoa; Chordata; Actinopteri; Salmoniformes; Salmonidae. The transcript is spliced from 3 exons. Gene Ontology annotation, biological process: G protein-coupled receptor signaling pathway. Gene Ontology annotation, molecular function: neuropeptide receptor activity. Gene Ontology annotation, cellular component: plasma membrane.